Molecule: messenger RNA, 2301 nt
Organism: Maudiozyma barnettii
Lineage: Eukaryota; Fungi; Ascomycota; Saccharomycetes; Saccharomycetales; Saccharomycetaceae
Gene: MSS4
Product: 1-phosphatidylinositol-4-phosphate 5-kinase
Exons: 1
Coding region: 1-2301 (766 amino acids)
Biological process (GO): phosphatidylinositol metabolic process
Molecular function (GO): phosphatidylinositol kinase activity
Source: RefSeq, a predicted model, not a curated record
AUGAAUUUAAUACAAAAUACAAACAAUAAUAUUGAUAUUAGUAUUGAUAUUAAUAUUGAUAAUGAUAAAAAAGGAAGAAUGAAUACAACAACUACAACAACACAUAAACAUUCAAAUAGUUUCCAUUCUUCUUCAAAUAGUGAAUCUAAUUUGGAAUCUCCAAAAUUAUUAAAUGAUAAUAUAUCAACGCCAACUUCUAUUGAAGAUUACUCAACGACAAAUAAAUUGGCUUAUAAAAAUAACACAAAUAAUAAAGAUGAUACAAUAAUAAUAAAGAAAGAACAACAACAACAACAACAACAACAACAACAACAACAACAACAUAAUAAUAAAAUACUUGAUAGUGACCAUUUAUUGAUUCAUACAAAUUCAUAUAUUCAUGAUCCCAUCAAUGAUAGCAUAUUAUUAAAUAAAAAUGUAUCAAGAAGAACAUCAAAAUCAAGAAAAUCUAUUAAGCAUUUAUCAUCCUUUGAUUUUAGCAAUAAUAAUAAUACAAACAAUAAAAAUAACAAUAAUAAUAUUCCGUUUCAUGCUUCAAAGCAUUCUCAAAUUUUACCAUUAAGAACAAAUGUUAAUGUUAAUGAUGAUAAUGAUCAGAGUAUUCCAAAUAUACGGCAUUUAUCAAUAAAUUCAUUACCAACGGGAUCCAUAAAUUCAAAGAGAAAAAGUAGAAUAUUAAGAUUAAAGAAAGAUCAAGAUCAAGAUAAUAUACAAUAUCAACGUUCUAAUUCAAUCCCAAAUGAAUUAUUAUCAACAAAUUCUGAAGGUUCAAGUUUAGAUAAGAUUAGAAAUAAUGUUCGUGGUAGUAUUAAAAAGACAGAUAUUUCAAAGAAAGAAAUUAAUAAAAUGAGAAAGAUUUUAAGAAGAGACAGAAGAAUGAGAAGAAAAAGAAAAACUUUUUUAAUUGACGAUGAUCGUGUUCUAAUCGGUAAUAAAGUUAGUGAAGGCCAUGUGAAUUUCAUUAUUGCUUAUAAUAUGUUAACUGGAAUUAGAGUAGCUGUAUCAAGAUGUUCAGGUAUAAUGAAACCAUUAACUAUGUCAGAUUUCCAUUUUAAUAAGAAACUUGCAUUUGAUUAUCAUGGUAAUGAAUUGACUCCAUCAUCUCAAUAUGCAUUUAAAUUUAAGGAUUAUAGUCCCGAAGUCUUUAGAGAAUUAAGAUCUAUGUUUGGUUUGGAUCCUGCAGAUUAUUUGGUAUCUUUAACUUCAAAAUAUAUUUUAAGUGAAUUAAAUUCACCAGGGAAAAGUGGUUCUUUUUUUUAUUAUUCAAGAGAUUAUAAAUAUAUAAUUAAAACCAUUCAUCAUUCUGAGCAUAUUCAUCUUAGAAAACAUUUAAAGGAAUAUUAUGAUCAUAUUAAAAAAAAUCCCAAUACUUUGAUUUGUCAAUUUUAUGGUCUACAUAGAGUGAAAAUGCCAAUUUCAUUUCAAAAUAAAAUUAAACAUAGAAAAAUUUAUUUUAUUGUAAUGAAUAAUUUAUUCCCACCUCAUUUAGAUAUCCAUAGAACGUAUGAUUUGAAAGGAUCCACUUGGGGCAGAAGAACAAUAAUAGAUCAAAAACAAUUCCAACAAAAUGACAAUACUUAUAGACCAGUUCUAAAAGAUUUGAAUUGGUUAGAUUUAAAAGAGACUAUAAAAUUUGGACCUUUGAAGAAAACAAAGUUUUUGAAUCAAUUACAAAAUGAUAUUGUUUUAUUAACAAAAUUAAAUAUUAUGGAUUAUUCGUUAUUGAUUGGUAUUCAUGAUUUGAACAAAGAUGAAUUAAUAUCAGAUAAUGAAGACGAAUACGAAGAUAAUAAUGAAGAAGAAGAGAUACAGGUUGCAGUGGAUGCAAUUAUUCAAACCCAUAACAAUAUAGAACCACAUCAUGAUAAUGUUAGUAACAUAUCACCUUUGGAUGGUUCUGCUGCUUCUGAUGGAAUAAAUCUUAAUGAGAUUUUGAAAAGGCAUGAUGUAGAACAGUCAGUCAAGAAAAGACCAAUUCGAGGCUAUGAAGUGAGCACAGUGGUCUCCCAUUUUUUCAAAGAUUAUGAGGGUGGUAUAAGAUCUUCAGAUACAUUCAACCAAGAUGGCCAAUAUAUUUAUUAUAUUGGAUUGAUUGAUUGUUUGACGAAUUAUUCAAUUGUUAAAAAAUUGGAAACAUUUUGGAGAAGUUUGAACCAUAAUAGGAAAUUGGUCAGUGCUAUUCCUUCAAAGGAUUAUGGGGAGAGAUUGUAUGAGUUCGUGGAGAAUUCUUUAGAGACAAAAACUUCUUUUGAACCAUAUUUAGAUAAUCCCAAUGUAAGGAAUUAUAAAGAUUGUCCAUGA